UGUGCAGUUUGUGGAGAAACUCAUCUUAUAAGUGAGCUUCCGUCUCUUACAAAUCGUAAUCAUCUCCCACAAGUGUGUAGCGAUUGCUACCAUGGCUGGCUUGAGUCAGAAUUGAAUUUAAAAAGCCAGAAGGAAAUAAAAUGUCCUGAAAUGGGUUGCAAAGAGCUUCCGAAUCACGCGGAGAUGCAGCAAUAUGCCUCACCGGAAAGCUUUGCACGAUUCGAUGCCCUCUCAGUCCGUGAUGCGCUGACCGACGAUCCUAACUUCCGAUGGUGUCGCAAUCCUAAUUGCGACUCGGGCCAAAUAUUUGAACCCGACCACUCUAGUCAUAUAUUUUGGUGCAUAGCUUGUGGCUUUGAAUCCUGCAAUUUCCUUGGGGAAGGCGUACACGAAGGGGAGACUUGUAAAGAAUUUGAU
Mytilinidion resinicola is the source of this 417-nucleotide messenger RNA. RefSeq lists its product as uncharacterized. The record is from RefSeq and is a predicted model, not a curated record. The transcript has a single exon. The annotation marks the transcript as partial. Gene Ontology annotation, molecular function: zinc ion binding. NCBI's taxonomy places the organism in Eukaryota, Fungi, Ascomycota, Dothideomycetes, Mytilinidiales, Mytilinidiaceae.